AUGGCCGAGAGUUAUAAAGUGGAAACAAUCCCGCCAUACACGGAGUUGGGUGAAGGUCCUCAUUGGGACAUUGCGAGUCAGAGUCUGUACUACGUGAGCCUUUCCAAUGGGUUGAUCUAUCGACUGGACUACAAAGAGAACAAGGUGUACUGUGCUUCGAUCGAUGGCACCAAGCAGGCCUCGUUCAUCAUCCCGGUGAAGGGCCAGCGGGAGUGUUUCGUCAUAGGCGACGGCGGUCGGCUGUUGAUGAUCCGCUGGGAUGGGCUUUCGAAGAAGGCGAGUAUCGUGAAGGAGUUGGCCAACACCGGUCCCAAGGAUACGCAAAACCGGUUCAACGAUGGUAAGGCGGAUCCAUGGGGUCGACUGUACGCCGGUACUAUGAUGCAUGAAAGUUUCGGGAGUCCGUUUGAGAACGCGACUGGCUCGCUGUAUAGGUUCUGUCCGAGCUCUGGCAAGCUGGUGGAGCAGGAUCGGAACAUUUACAUCUCGAACGGACUUGCCUGGAACCGGCAGACGAACAAGUUCUACUACGUCGACUCGGGCGCGAACAACAUCAAAGAGUAUGACAUUGAUCUGGACGGAAAUCUUGUCAACGGGACGAUUUGGUAUGACCUUAAAGAGCCUCAAAAACCGGGUAACGUUCCGGCCGGCUUCGGUGAUGGUAUGACGAUCGACACCGAGGGCAACCUUUUCGUCGCCAUAUUCAAUGGCUACAAGGUGCUGAAAAUAUCACCUCAGAAAAAAGUACUGCAGGAGAUCAAGAUUCCGGCCCAGCAGGUAACAUCGGUUGCUUUCGGUGGUCCAAAGCUGGACGAGCUGUUUGUCACAACGGCUUCGUUGACGUUCACCACUCCGCAAAAGGAUCCGGCAGGCGCGACGUUCAAAGUAACCGGACUGGGAGCGAAAGGAUACCCGAUGGAUGAAAUCGACUUGUCCAAAGUGAAGACGCCAUGAAGUUACUCAUUUCGUCUUAAUUGUUUUUUUAAAGCUUUUCAAUGUUUUAACAAUUUGUUUUUCUUCAUUUUGCAAGUUAGACGAGUUAGAAUUUCUAUUGAUUUGAUCAUCGAUUCAUUCAUAUCCUUCUUGGUUAGUGAAAAACUAAAAAAAAUCGUGCCUUCUGCAUUACUUUUCGUGAUUUUAUAUCUUUAAGCGCAAUAAGCAUAUUUAUCUUUUUGUGCAUCUUUUAUGUGUUUAUAAACCAACCAAAAAGGCCGUAAUCUACACAGUUGAAUACAUACAUUGGCUAGGGUUAACACUGGUUUCAAUCCUAUUCAACGUUUUUAAAUUAUUUGAUUGCUUUAUUGUUUUCGAACACAUCCUUCUCGGCGUCCAAGUCAACACGGUUGUACGAAUGGUUGAGUGUCUUUGCUCGCACAGCAACCGUCUUGAAGAUUAGUAAUUAUUUUAAUUAAUUUCUCUGCGCUGUCUCACAGAGAAUUCCACGAACACCGAGGCGAAAGCGCACUCACGAAUUAGCCAUACUCGCUUCGCAAACAAGACAGAUUUCCGCUGUUUGAUCUGAUCCUUCACCGGGCUCAUAGAUACAACUUUUGCAAACACGCGCACCA
Molecule: messenger RNA, 1568 nt
Organism: Anopheles coustani
Lineage: Eukaryota; Metazoa; Arthropoda; Insecta; Diptera; Culicidae
Product: regucalcin-like
Exons: 4
Coding region: 1-954 (317 amino acids)
Biological process (GO): L-ascorbic acid biosynthetic process
Molecular function (GO): calcium ion binding; gluconolactonase activity; enzyme regulator activity
Source: RefSeq, a predicted model, not a curated record